Impatiens glandulifera is the source of this 1572-nucleotide messenger RNA. RefSeq names its product leucine carboxyl methyltransferase 1 homolog. Bases 366 to 1415 code for a protein of 349 amino acids. Lineage: Eukaryota; Viridiplantae; Streptophyta; Magnoliopsida; Ericales; Balsaminaceae. Gene Ontology annotation, molecular function: methyltransferase activity. The transcript has 13 exons. Gene Ontology annotation, biological process: methylation. The record is from RefSeq and is a predicted model, not a curated record.
UUCUUUCUCUCGUCUGGCUGGGCGUUCUUCAAAGAUUAGCGUCUCUGUGCCUCUCCUUUGUUGACGGAUCGUAUCUUUGAUCUGCGUAAGCGACUUGGGGCAGGCCUUUCCUUUGCGAGUAUCAACAUCGUCCUAGACUGGUCCGCGUUUAGUUCUUCUGUCGGUAUUGAAAUUGCUUGUGUUGCUGAUGUUCUGAAUUACUCUCUAUUUCAGCAUUGUAUCCUUAGGAUAACACUUUUCCCAUCAACUUAUCAUCUUUUCUGACUGAUUUCUCCUUGAUCUCGUUCUACCAAAUUGAGAGUUGGCUUAUAAAAUAUAUUCGAACAACACUAUUGCUAGUAUAGAUAUACCCCAUUCAAAAAGGGAUGUCAAGAUCUAUUGCAGAUUCACGAAGCAACAGAGCUGCGGUUCAAGCAACUAAUGACGAUGCUUCUGCGAGCAAACUGUCUUGUGUAAAAAAGGGAUACAUGAAAGAUGAAUAUGUCCAUUUGUUUGUGAAAAGACCUGUGAGGAGAUCUCCUAUAAUUAACCGUGGUUACUUUGCUCGUUGGGCUGCUUUACGUGGACUUCUUUAUCAAUUUCUUGAUUUUGAUAACAGUAUGGGUGGAAAAGGCCCCAUUAAGAAGCAAAUAUUAUCAUUAGGAGCUGGCUUUGAUACAACCUUUUUUCAGCUGCAGGAUGAAGGGAAAAUGCCAUAUUUGUAUGUGGAAGUUGAUUUUAAAGAGGUUACCAGCAAGAAGGCAGCGCUUAUUGAAUCUUGCAUUCAGUUGAGGGACAAAAUUGGUGAAAGUGCAACCAUUUGUCAAGAGAAAGGAGAAGUAAUUGGAGAUCAUUACAAAUUACUCCCUGUAGAUUUACGUGAUAUUCAGAAAUUAGAUCAAGUUAUCGAUAUGGCUCAAAUGGAUCGCUCCUUGCCAACAUUUAUAAUUGCAGAGUGCGUUUUGAUAUACUUGGAACCAGAUGCAAGCACUGCUCUAGCGGAUUGGGCUUCUAAAAAAUUUUCCACUGCCAUAUUUUUCUUGUAUGAACAGAUCCAUCCAGAUGAUGCAUUUGGACAGCAAAUGAUGAGAAAUUUGGAGAGCCGAGGCUGUGCACUCCUUGGUAUUUAUGCUACACCAACUUUACAUGCAAAGGAGAAAAUGUUUUUGGAUCAAGGAUGGCAGAGGGCUGUUGCUUGGGACAUGUUGAAAGUUUACAGUACCUUUAUUGAUGCGAAGGAGAAAAGGAGGAUUGAAAGGCUGGAAUUAUUUGACGAAUUUGAAGAGUGGCACAUGAUGCAGGAGCAUUACUGCGUGGCUUAUGCAAUUAAUGAUGCCAUGGGUUUAUUUCAAGAUUUUGGUUUCCCUCUAGAUCAUCCCGCCCAAUUGUCUGGCUCAACAACCGCCGCAGAAUCCCAUGAGAAAAUCGCUUCAUAGUGAAUCUAAAGUUAGAAUAUGAUUUAUUUUACACAUGCUUUUAUUUGGUAAAAGAAGGAUAAGUGAACUUGAUCCCUAAAAUAUCAUCAUUAAGCUUAUGAAAGAGUUGUUACAAUUACAUUCUGGAAUGUCGUUAAAAUUGUUUUUUUCCGUUUGA